Molecule: messenger RNA, 1698 nt
Organism: Phytophthora infestans T30-4
Lineage: Eukaryota; Oomycota; Peronosporomycetes; Peronosporales; Peronosporaceae
Exons: 2
Coding region: 1-1698 (565 amino acids)
Biological process (GO): vesicle-mediated transport
Cellular component (GO): endocytic vesicle; cytosol
Molecular function (GO): small GTPase binding; phosphatidylinositol binding; guanyl-nucleotide exchange factor activity
Source: RefSeq, a predicted model, not a curated record
AUGGAGCAGCACGCUAAACCGCCGUCUCCGGGACUGGAUGAGCUGCUGCGCGACGAGGACUACGCCGAGUUGGUACUGGAGCCCGCGGCGGUUGACCGGCUCAUGGGUGGACAAUGUCUCGUGGAGCAACUUUCGCACCAUGACGAUACACACCGCAAGCGCCGUCGUGCGCCCACCGCCGAUGCAGACAUGGAGCUACAGGACCCCGACAACGACGAACAGCCUGAACAGGAGCCUCUGUGCUGCCUCAGCGACAAGCUACCGCACACGUCCUCGGCCUCGGCCAUGUGCGUGUGUCGCUGCGGAAUGAGUCGCGGCUCCUUGCUGGAAAGCGAGGCAUUUGAUCCUCACAGUGCGUCUCGAGAGUAUCUGGACUUACACAUCCGCUACGCAGUGGUAGUGCGUGUGGUAAGAGUGGAAACCGUGGAAAGUCAUACUGUAUUCGUGCUGAAAGUGUCCGACGCGGAGACGCAGAAGCGCUGGGAGGUCAAGAAGACGCUCAAGGAGAUGAUGCUGUUCUACUCGCAGAUUCAGCAGAUCAGCCUCGUGGAUGCGCCUGUUAAGAGACCACUUUGGGGCACAUUCCGAGGUCUGAGGAGAUUUCGGUUACCCAAGAAGUUUUUCCACUUUCGAGGCUCAUUAAACACUCAGAGACGCGUAGUUUUUGACUCGUUCUUGAGACAGACGGCGGCUCUUGUGGCCCCCGCUCCACUGGGACCUCGUCGCAGGAAGGCCGUGCGGUUGCUGCAAGAGUUCGUAGGUGUACACCGCCAUUGCGACGUGUUUGAUCGCGGUGAUUGCUCUUGCUUUUUUCUCAAGAACCAGGUGAGCGCGUCCCAGCUGGUGACCGAAAUCUUCGCGGCCUCUAGCCAUAAGGUUUCGCUUGCCUGUGAGUCGUUUGUGGUGAUAUUAACCAGCAUGACUCGCGACAAUAAACACGCGAUCAUGCCGGAACGCAAGGCGCGAAUGCUGUUGAACACGGUGUCGCGGAAGAUGGGGGAGAUCAAGGACAAGAUGCUCAAGGACGAAGUGCUGCUGAGUCAGCUUGUCAUUGCGCGUUCGGAGCGCUCGGAGCCGGACUUUGACGAGUUUGUGGACGAGGUGAAGCAUGCCGUGUGUGGAUUUGUACAGAAGCGUGUGUUGGUGCCGCUGGAAGAUCAUGUUCGUGAGGCUUUGAACACGCUGUCGGACUGGGAAGACGAGAACGUGCUGAAGGACAAGAUCAAGGUGCUUCAGACCAAGCCGCAGUCGUUUUUCGGAGUGCCACCGCAUGUCGUGGCUGGCUCGGGUAGUGACUGGGAAGACGCACGUCGAGAGCUGCGUCGAGUGAACGAGUACGCGUUGCCUCUAGACAAGCUCAAGUGUUUGGCGCGUGCUGCGGGGGCUAUUUUCCAGACGUGUGGAUCGUCGCGUUCGUCAUCAUCUGCAGACACAACGACCAGCCUCACGUCGAUUGAGGAGCUCGACUUGGUCUUACGACCGUCCAUGACCACAGACGAGUUCAUCUCGGUGCACUUAUUCGUGCUGGUCAUGAGCAAUAUGUCGCAGCUCCUGAUCACGCGUGAGUUUCUGCGGAUAAUGUGCGACCCCCAAGACAUCACUGGUGAGCUGGGCUACUACCUCACGACGUUCGAAGUGGCUGUGGAUCUGCUCAUCAGCCACUCGGAUCCUCAGCAGCCGAUGUUGCCCAGUGCGUGA